Messenger RNA from Danaus chrysippus (African queen), 6327 nucleotides. NCBI's taxonomy places the organism in Eukaryota, Metazoa, Arthropoda, Insecta, Lepidoptera, Nymphalidae. The record is from the annotation of a GenBank genome assembly.
AUGGCGGACCGAAUACAAAUAUCUGAUUAUGUCUGGUUGAAUCCAGAAAACAAAACCGAAUUCGAUGUCCCAAUAGCUGUGAAGAUUCUUAACAGUUCCGGUGGUAGGAUACAAGUUAAAGAUGAUAAUGACGAUGUAUUUUCUACGUCCAUAACGAAUGUUAUAAAACCUCUCCAUGCGACCUCGCUAACUAGCGUUGAAGACAUGAUAACGUUAGGCGAACUACAAGAAUAUACAAUACUCCGCAAUUUACACAUAAGAUACAAACAACAACUUAUUUACACCUACACAGGUUCGAUGUUAAUAGCUAUUAACCCGUACGAAAUAUUACCAAUUUACACAAUGGAUCAAAUACAUUUUUAUCAAGACAAUAAUAUUGGAGACAUACCUCCCCAUAUAUUUGCUAUUGGAAAUAAUGCAUACAAGGAACUAUUAGAAACAUCGGCUAAUCAAUGUAUUGUUAUAAGUGGAGAAAGUGGUGCUGGUAAAACAGAAAGUACCAAAUUACUAUUACAAUAUUUAGCUGCGGCUAGCGGUAAACAUUCAUGGAUCGAACAACAAAUUCAAGAGACUAAUCCAAUUUUAGAAGCAUUUGGUAAUGCGAAGACAGUUAAAAACGACAACUCGUCCAGAUUUGGAAAGUAUAUAAAUAUUUAUUUUAAUCAAAAUGGAGUUAUAGAAGGUGGCAACAUUGAACAAUAUUUGUUGGAGAAAUCUAGAAUAGUAAUGCAAAAUAAGGGCGAGAGGAACUAUCACAUUUUUUACUCACUUGUUACCGGUCUCUCUGCUGACGAAAAAAAGAAACUAGAACUUGGACGUCCUGCUGAUUAUGAGUAUUUAAAUUCUGGUAACAUGUUAACUUGUGAUGGUCGCAAUGAUGCUUUGGAGUUUUCGGACAUAAAAUCAGCCUUUAAAGUACUAAAUUUUGACGACAACGAUGUAAACGAUCUAUUCAGUCUUCUGGCUGCUAUAUUACAUUUAGGAAAUUUGAAAUUUAAAUCCUUCAAUGUAAACAAUAUGGAUUCAUCAGAAGUUACAGAUUCAAUAAAUGCAAAUAGAAUUGCCUCUUUGCUAGGGGUGACUAAAAAUAAAUUAUGUGAAGCACUGACAAGAAAAUCACUUAUUGCUCACGGUGAGAAAAUAAUUUCUAAUCUCUCAGCCAGUACGGCAGUCGAUGGGCGCGACGCUCUCGUUAAAGCAAUAUACGGACAUAUAUUUGAAUUCAUUGUUGAGAUGAUAAACAAAACAUUACAUAAGGAUCAGAAACUUACGAGUCUCGGGUCCGUCGGAAUUCUUGAUAUUUUUGGUUUUGAGAAAUUCGAUUCAAAUAGUUUUGAACAACUUUGCAUUAAUUAUGCUAAUGAGAACUUACAACAAUUUUUCGUUAAGCAUAUUUUUAAAUUAGAAGAAGAGCAAUACCGAAAGGAAGGUAUUACGUGGACUAACAUAAACUAUGUGGAUAAUCAGGAAAUAUUAGAUUUGAUAGGUCAAAAGCCAAUGAACCUUUUAGCCUUGAUUGAUGAGGAAUCAAAAUUUCCUAAAGGAACAGACUUGACGCUGCUCUCAAAACUGAACAGUAACCAUAGCAAUAAACAGUAUUAUACUACUCCUAAAUCUACCCACGAACAUCGGUUUGGUGUCAAGCACUUUGCUGGUGAUGUCUUGUAUGAAGUUAAAGGUUUCUUGGACAAAAAUAGGGACAUGCUCACUGUUGAUGUAAAGGACAUGAUAUACGACUCUAACAAUGCGUUCUUCAAACGGUUAUUUGCAACAAGUUUUGUAGAAAACCAAAGCCAAAGUGGGAGCCGAAAAGUUAUAUCUUUAAGUUAUCAAUUCAAGACAUCUCUGGAGUCACUUAUGAAAACUUUAUAUGCGUGUCAUCCCUUUUUUGUAAGAUGUAUUAAGCCUAAUGAAGUUAAAAAGCCACGAAUCUUCGAUCGUGCUUUAUGCGUCCGCCAACUUCGAUAUGCCGGUCUCAUGGAGACAGCUAAAAUAAGACAGGCUGGGUAUCCAAUUCGUUAUACUUACUCAGAAUUUGUCCACCGGUACAGACUCGUGGUCCCCGGAAUACCACCAGCGGAGAAAACUGACUGUAAAGCGGCUGGUAAAACUAUAUGCAGUCAAGUUUUACAAGAUGAUGAUUAUAAAUUGGGUCAUACAAAAAUUUUCCUCAAAGAUCACCACGACGCCCUCCUCGAAGAACUUCGUCACAAAAUUCUUAUAACGGCCGUAAUUAAAGUUCAAGCUAACGCGAGAAGAUUUAUUUACAGGAAGAGAUAUCUGCGACUUAAAGUUGCUGCCAUUAAUAUCCAAAAGAAUUUCCGAGCUCGCGGCUUUAGACGAAGAUUCUUACAGAUGAGAAGAGGCUAUUUGCGUAUGCAGGCGGUUAUAAAAUCAAGAGAACUUAGACGCACAUUUAUAAAUCUGAGAAAAUUCAUUAUAAAGUUUCAGGCUGCUAGUAGAGGUUACCUUAUAAGAAAAUUAAUUACAGAAAAGGGUAAUGUUAUUAAAACUAAAUUAGCGCAAUUGAGAAAAGAUAAAGAUUCGUAUUCGGGUGACAUAAAUUCAGCUGAAAAUGAUUUCGAAAAGAAAUACAAGGAGGUUAUGUCUUCGAUUUGGAUCUCCAAAGACGAAACAGCUGAUAAUAACGCACAGAAUAAUACUGCUAUAGACGAUAGAUAUGUUGACGACGUGUUCGGUUUCCUGAAAGACACGGCCACUCCUGCGGGAACAAUAAGGGGGACGGGAUUUGGAAUGACAUCCACAACUAAGCCUGAAAUGUCAACCGUCAUACCAUUAUUAAAGGAGCCAGAAGAGGAACCGUUCGAUGAGUUUAAUUUCAAAAAGUUUGCUGCCACCUAUUUUUUGGGGAACACCAGCCAUCAGUACUCUAGAAAACCUUUAAAACAUUCAUUACUAGAUUUACCAUCCCCUAUAGACAAAAUUGCAUCCCAAGCUAUAUGGAUCACAAUCUUAAGAUUCAUGGGGGAUUUGUCUGAACCUAAAUAUGUAGACGACAAAGUAGAUAACACACCGGUUAUGUCAAAACUUUACGAUACCGUAGGACGAGCUUUUCAGAAAACUAAAGAAUAUGCAGAUUUAAUACCGAAAGAAUAUGAAGGAAAAAGUAAAAUGCUACACAGGACAUUAAAGCGUCAAACAAAACUUAACGAAGAGAUUCUAAAACACCUUGUUAACGAUGAAACGACAAAUGAAAUGUACAGCACGUGGUUAAAUUCAAAGAGAAGUUCAAAUUUGGAAAAACUUCAUUUCAUUAUAGGGCAUGGUAUUAUUAGAAAAGAAUUGAGAGAUGAAAUCUAUUCUCAACUGUGCAAACAACUGACGAAUAAUCCAUCAAAAGCGUCAUUUGCUAGAGGAUGGAUACUGAUGUCGCUUUGUGUUUGUUGUUUCCCACCAUCAGAACGUUUUCUUAAAUAUUUACGUUCUUUUAUACGACAAGGCCCACCUGGCUAUGCCCCUUAUUGUGAGGGUAGACUUUUAAGAACAUUCAAGAACGGUCCUCGAACACAACCACCGAGUUGGCUAGAACUGCAAGCAACUAAAACUAAAAAGCCUAUUUUACUGACGGUCACUUUAAUGGACGAAUCAAUGAAAACUGUACAGUCCGACUCAGCGACAACAGCGGAAGAAGUGUGUCAGCAAAUAGCUGAUAACAUUCAGCUCACUGAUACGUAUGGAUUUUCAUUGUAUAUAACUUUAUACGACAAGGUUCUAUCAUUGGGAAGCGAAGGAGAACAUAUUAUGGAUGCUAUAUCUCAAUGUGAGCAGUUCGCAAAAGAACAAGGAACCCCUGAGAAAAGUGCCCCAUGGAGAUUAUUUUAUAGAAAAGAAGUAUUCACACCUUGGCACAACCCAGCAGAUGAUCCGGUAGCAACUAAUUUAAUCUAUUAUCAAAUUGCAAAAGGCGUUAAGUUUGGAGAGUAUCGCUGUAACUCUGAAAAAGAUCUAGCAAUGAUUGCUGCGCAACAGCAUUAUAUUGAGUAUGGACCAAAAAUAGAUCCGAAUAUAUUAAGAAAAGUUAUAGUCAAUUACAUACCAAAUCAAUUUAUUCAAUCCAAUGAUGUCGCCUUAACUAAAUGGGAACAUCUUGUAACGAAGGCUUUUGAAUCAUCACCAAGUAUUCAAUCAGCAGUUGACCCAUUAAGAUGUAAGGAAGAUAUUGUGAUAUUUGCCAAAUUAAAGUGGCCUAUGAUGUUCUCCAGGUUCUUCGAAGCAAUUAAGCUCAAGGGAGAUACAAUUAACAAAGAGAUUAUAAUUGUAGCUGUUAACUGGACCGGUAUAUAUAUUGUUGACCAAUCAGAACACAUACUAUUAGAAAUAUCAUUUGUAGAAGUAACUUAUGUUGCCUACGAUGAUGACAAGGAAUUUGAUAGAGUUGGGAGGAUAACAAUUCGAACGAUACAGCAAGAAGAGUUUGUGUUCCAAAGUGCUGAUGCAAGUGAAAUGAGUUCGCUUAUCAUUUAUCUGAUGGAUGGGUUAAAAAGACGAUCUAUAUAUGUUAUAACUCAAUGCGAUUCUCAGGGUUAUAGCGAUGCAGCAUCAUUCUUGCAAUACAAGAAAGGCGAACUUAUUACGCUUUUAAAUGAUUCGACGGGUGAAACGUUGAUGGGGGCAACCUGGGGACACGGUGAAUGUAACGGCCAACAAGGACUUUUCCCAACGGAUCAAGUUUAUAUACUCCCAACGUUAUUGAUUCCUCCGGCAUCUAUUCUCGAAGUUUUCAAGAAAGGCAACAUUAGCAAUGAAAACAUACUUAAAUCCAAAUACAGUACGAUACAGCGACAGAAAAUGCACACUCUAGAAAAAUAUGCGAAAGAACACUUUAGAGAAAAUUAUGAUAUUAAUACAACGAUAUCGAGACAGUCAACUUUAACUUCAGCUAAGAGGGCAGUUAUGGGUGAAUUGUGGGCUCACACUCGUGAACCAAUACGACAGCCCUUACUUAAAAAAAUAUUAGGCGACGAACAAUUAUCCAAGUUAGCGGUUGCCUCUUUCUAUGCAAUGCUGAAGUAUAUGGGAGAUUUGCCAACUGCUAAACCUAGAUCCGUUACCGAAUAUACUGAUGAAAUAUUUAGACCAGGAUUAUUAGAGCCCAUUUUAAGAGACGAAAUUUAUUGCCAGAUACUAAAGCAGUUGACAAAUAAUAGAAUUCAGUUAAGUGAAGAAAGGGGAUGGGAAUUGUUGUGGUUAGCAACAGGCGUUUUUGCUUGCAGUCCUGGUCUGAUGAAAGAAAUAGUGGAAUUUGUAAAAACAAGACCACAUCCUGUAGCCAAGGAUUGCCUAAAGCGAAUAUUUAAAAUUCAAAAAGGUGGUCCGAGAAUGUAUGCGCCUUACGUGGUCGAAGUUGAAGCAAUACAACAUAGAAGUAUGCAGAUAUAUCAUAAAGUAUAUUUCCCUGAUGACACAGACGAAGCUUUCGAAGUUGAUUCUUCUACGAAAGCCAGAGAACUCUGUGAACAGAUAACUGGACGAUUAAAUCUGAAGAACAGUGACGGUUUCAGCCUCUUUGUAAAAAUUGUUGAUAAAGUAUUUUCCGUACCCGAAACAUAUUACUUCUUUGACUUUAUUCAUGAAUUAGUCGAGUGGAUGAAACAAACACGUCCUAAUCGUUCAGCCGGCAAUCAAUUACAAAUGAAUUAUCAGAUAUUUUUCAUGAAAAAGCUGUGGAUAAGCACUAUUCCAGGAAAGGAUAAGAAUGCGGAUCAAAUAUUUUAUUUCCCCCAGGAACUACCAAAAUAUUUACGAGGAUAUCAUAAAACGUCAAAACAAGAUUUGAUUGAACUGGCGGCAUUGAUAUAUAGAGCCCGAUUUGGUAAUGAUCAAACAGUUUUACCUCAAAUUACGCAGAUUUUAGAAGAAUUUAUUCCAUCAGAUAUGAUAAAGAUUCAGUCGAAUUCUCAAUGGAAAUCUGCCAUUACUUCGGCUUACAAUAAACAUGGGGUGAUGACUGAAGAAGAAGCCAAAGAAAAGUUUUUGAAUAGAAUUUACCAAUUACCGACAUUUGGUACAGCUUUUUUUGAAGUUAAACAAACGUCUGACCCGUCGUACCCAGAGAUGGUCGUUAUAGGAAUUAAUAAAAAUGGUGUUAGCGUAAUUCAUCCACAGAGCCGAGAUUUACUUGUUACAUAUCCUUUUUCUCAAUUAUCAAAUUGGUCUUCGGGAAAUACGUUCUUCCAUAUGACAAUGGGAGGUUUUCUUCGUGGUACGAAAAUUUUGUGCGAGACGUCUCUUGGCUAUAAAAUGGAUGACUUGAUAUCGUCGUACAUCGCUAUCCUUCGGCAAUCACUUAAUAAGAAACCAAACUAA